Molecule: messenger RNA, 310 nt
Organism: Rosa chinensis
Lineage: Eukaryota; Viridiplantae; Streptophyta; Magnoliopsida; Rosales; Rosaceae
Product: peroxygenase 2-like
Exons: 2
Coding region: 20-274 (84 amino acids)
Molecular function (GO): calcium ion binding; monooxygenase activity
Source: RefSeq, a predicted model, not a curated record
GCCAGCCAACAUUAAGCUCAUGUUUAGCAAGUAUGCUCGUACGGUUCCUGACAAGUUCACUCUUGGAGAGCUUUGGGACAUGACUGAGGGUAACAGAGUUUCAUAUGACUUCUUUGGAUGGAUUGCAAGUAAGCUGGAAUGGGGACUUCUGUAUGUUCUUGCAAGGGAUGAGGAGGGAUUUCUAUCUAAAGAAGCUGUGAGACGCUGCUUUGAUGGAGGCUUAUUCGGGUACUGUGCCAAGAUGAAUGCAAGUGCUGAAGCUAAGAUGGGCUGAAGAAUACUUUGUACUACUUGAAUUUAUGUAUAUAUU